Molecule: messenger RNA, 2759 nt
Organism: Marmota monax (woodchuck)
Lineage: Eukaryota; Metazoa; Chordata; Mammalia; Rodentia; Sciuridae
Gene: Fndc5
Product: fibronectin type III domain containing 5
Exons: 6
Coding region: 23-655 (210 amino acids)
Biological process (GO): positive regulation of brown fat cell differentiation
Molecular function (GO): protein binding
Source: RefSeq, a predicted model, not a curated record
CCGGCCGGCCGGAGGAGCCGCUAUGCACCCGGGGCCGCCGUGCGCCUGGCCGCCCCGCGCCACGCUCCGCCUGUGGCUGGGCUGCGUCUGCUUCGCGCUGGUGCAGGCGGAUAGCCCCUCAGCCCCAGUGAAUGUCACCGUCAGACAUCUCAAAGCCAAUUCUGCAGUUGUCAGCUGGGACGUCCUGGAAGAUGAGGUUGUCAUCGGGUUUGCCAUCUCUCAGCAGAAGAAAGACGUGCGGAUGCUGCGCUUCAUCCAGGAAGUGAACACCACCACUCGCUCCUGUGCCCUUUGGGACCUAGAGGAAGAUACCGAGUACAUUGUGCAUGUGCAGGCCAUCUCCAUCCAGGGCCAGAGCCCGGCUAGUGAGCCUGUGCUCUUCAAGACUCCAAGAGAGGCUGAGAAGAUGGCCUCCAAGAACAAAGAUGAGGUGACCAUGAAAGAGAUGGGGAGGAACCAACAGCUGAGGACAGGCGAGGUGCUGAUCAUCGUCGUGGUCCUGUUCAUGUGGGCAGGUGUCAUUGCCCUCUUCUGCCGCCAGUAUGAUAUUAUUAAGGACAACGAACCAAAUAACAACAAAGAAAAAACCAAGAGUGCGUCAGAAACCAGCACACCAGAGCACCAGGGCGGCGGUCUCCUCCGCAGCAAGAUAUGAAAACUUUUCAGUGCUUGCUCUGAGCAGCUCAGAAGAAAGACAUUAGAGAAUGUGAGAGGAUUUCAUGGUUCUGACGAUGAUUAGCCAACAAACAUCUGGCCCUCUCUGCAUCUCCUUCUUCUUCCAUCUCCUUGUAUCCUCGGGCUUACUGUCCUCUCUCUUGGCUUCUCUCUUUCUGGCGCCUUUUCCUGAAGCCUCUUAUUAACUCCCAUCUCCAGAAGCACCUCAACAAUGUCCGUGGCUGAGGCUGUGCCCAGAGGCAGAUCUGCAGGAUGUGAGAGAACCCGCCAGAGGGAUGACUCUGCUGGGGUAGACUGGGUACCAGGGCAAGAGGCCCGGAUUCAGUCUUGGCCACUCAGCUGAGUUUGAAAAGGCAGAGAAACAAGACUUACAGGCAGGGCUACUCUUUUCUUUCCACAAGGGACAAGAGCCUGAUUUUUUAGGCUGUAAUCCUGCUACUCCAUUCCUCCUUCUGUCCUCUCUGUUUCCCACCUUUCAAGAAGUCUAUUCAAUCAGUUUUGGCCACUUCUCUCAUUUUUUCCCUCCCAGUUUCCAAACAAGUCCUCAGUGAACAUCAUCGAAGCAUGACUGCCUGUCUGCAGGGAGAAGGAUUUCAUUUUUCUUCUCUGCUGGUCCCUGGGUCCUGGGCACAGAGAGAGAACUGACCGCAGCAAGGGAGGAGGCACAGUUCUUCCUCUUCCCCAUCUUAGUCUGAUGACAGAGGCUGAACUACAAACCCAAAUUCUGCAAAAAAAUAAAUAAAAUAAAUAAUAAUAAUAAUAAAUAAAUAAGUAAGUAAAUAAUAAGCCACAAAACUAAAAGGCCUGGCCCCAUCCUGGGAAAGGAAAAACUGCAUGAGACACAGCCUUCUGCCUCCUCUCCUCUCCUGGACUGGCUUCCUCUUUGAGAAAAUGCACAAAACCCUGGGAGAUGACAAGUACCAAGACUGACUCAAGCUGUGUCUUUCAGACCGAGGCGCAUCAGGGAAGCCAUAGGGCUGCCAUCAAGCCUUUUCUGGAUCCAGCCAUCAAGGACUUGUUUGUGGUGUGAUGCACACCCUUGUGAGUGUGUUUAAGAGGUCACCUGCUAGGUCUCUUUUGGAAAAAAAAAAUCAAAAACUGGAGGGUACCACUCCAGAGGGCAGAGGUUUCUCCCAAGGUCUGAGCUCGUUGUUGCCUGCAUCCUGUUUUCUUUGACCCUUCCUUUGAUGGUAAGAUCAUCAGCUGGGGUCUGAAGAAGACCUGGAAGGUACUUACUGGCCCUGUCUUUUUUAGCAAGCAUCUCUUGGGAGUUUCAGCAGUGCUGGCUUGGACAACUGAAAAAGCACAUCCAUGUCCUGCAUCCUGGGGGCUGCUGAGCCACCCACUGUAGAACGGUAGCUGCUAGAAGACAGGCACGAGCCAUUCACCAUAGACAGAAAGAGCAGCCUGGCUGUCACUACUGGCCUCUGGGGUCUUCAUAUCUUGCCAUCUCAUCCAAGGUUCUGUGAAAGUUACCCAGGGUCCUCAUGUCCUUCCCUAGAGCCUGAGUGGUGUAAGGUGACAGGUCUCUCCACUGCCCCUUACUGGUUUUUAAAAAACAAAAAAAUGGUGCUUGAUGAGGGAACCAGACUCUUCCCUGAGACUGACACAUUAUGGCUACCAAAUGCUUGCAUAGGAAGAGGCGAACUGUGCAUCUUCCGCUGGUGGCCAAGGCAAGGAUGUGGAAGGUUGUGCCUAACACAAGCCUGACACACAGCAAGUACUCAGUAAAAAUAUGUUGCACUGACUGGUAAGAGCACCAGCCUCCUCCAAGCCAGAGAGCUGAAAGCCAUCACCCAGUGACCACCUCUUCCUUUCAGUCUACAAGAGCUCUCAAGGCUGGGUCAGCCAGCACUCUGCUUUGGAGUGUGGCAGCACAGGAGUGGAGAGACAGGAGAAUGGGCAGAUGUCAGCAAUACUAAGGGCUUCCUCCUGGGAGGGCAUGGGGCUCCACUCAUCAUCUUGUGACUUCCAUCCCUGCUGAGUGGGGAGCAAGGCUCCUUAAGGGAGAGGUCCUUACCUCUGAUCCAGUUAGAGCAAUAAUCACUUUUUAAAUGUAAAAUAAAAAGACAAAUGAAAAGGCA